AGCAUGGAUACAACCAGCAGGAACAGGCGCUCAGGAGACGCGCUCACUAUGCUGGAGAGUGCUAAAAUCCGCGAUGGGAGUUAACAUAGCCAAGUUUGCAGAGUUCUUUUUACCAGCUUUGUUGCACUAAACAAAGACCUUGGGCUUCUUUUUCCCCUCUGAGCGGGCCUGUCUGCGUUUUUGUCCGAGGCGUUUCUCUCACAGGAUGUAAAUGAUAUUGGAAAGCCGGGUAACAUCAUAAAGUCAGUUCUCUGAUGAGAACGACCUCCUCCUCCUCACCACCACCACUACACAAAGGGAACCACGGAACAAGUACUUUUUCACACGCCAUCCUUUUAUUUUUGAAUGUCAUUAAGAAGCAGAGGGGGCCGUUUCAAAGACAAAAUGGAUCAUUUUGCAGCAGAGUGCCUUGUUUCAAUGUCCAGUCGUGCAAUUGUUCACGCUCCAAAGGGGAAUAGGGAGAUUAAACCAGAAAUCCCGUCCUCCUCCAAGAACGGAGAGGAAAUUAAAGAGCCAUUGGUGAAAGAGAACUCUUCUCUUUUUGUGGUGGCACGGAUUCUGGCGGAUUUUAACCAGCAGACUCCCAACAAUGUUGCCGAGCAGGCAAAAAUAAAGGAUGAGAGCAUGCCGAACCUCAUAGAUGAUGGAAACUCUGCCACACCUACCACCAUCUCCGAUCCUUCGCUCAAACAAAGAGCCAAAAGAUCGAGAGGUCGAACUGAGCAGGAAUCACCUCAGAAAAAGCACAAAUGCCACUAUUCAGGUUGUGAAAAAGUUUAUGGCAAAUCAUCCCACCUCAAAGCUCAUCUAAGGACACAUACAGGAGAGCGGCCUUUCCCAUGUACCUGGCCUGACUGCAGUAAGAAGUUUGCUCGCUCUGAUGAGCUGGCUCGUCACUACCGCACCCACACAGGGGAGAAGAAGUUUGGCUGCCCGCGGCGCCAGCACCAGCAGCAGCACCACACGUCCCAGCUCCCUUAGCGACUACAGUCGCUCAGACGCCUCCAGCCCCACCCUCAGCCCCACCCUCAGCCCAGCCAACUCGCCUUAAACCAAAACCCAGUUGCACUUUCCGCCUCUGAACUGCAAGGCCUGUGUUUUCCACAUAACACUUGCGUUGCCAGUCUUCAGCAACCCCCCCUUUGCUAUUCCUGUGCUUGCUGUGGUGUACCAUACUGUACAUAACUGCUUAUUGUAGUGCAAUUACUCUUAUGUGAUCCUAAAAGAAGGUAAUGCCUUUCCCAGAUGGCAAUAUUUACAUUCUGCACCAUGUGUUUUUGUUUUAGCUUCUGAACAUGGCUAGAUGUCCAGUGUGUGUUCGCACUCAGCUAAACAAGGUUUAGAAGAAAAAAAUGGACACCCUGACAAUUUUUAAAUUUUUUUUCUUUGUUUUUCUUUGUUUUUGAACGGAUGAGAAUAAAGGGUACACACACACACACACACACACACCUCAGGAUUGAAGACAGUUACUAUUUCUGUAAUACCACAGUACUUAACAGUACUCACAUUGACUGCACAAUAUACUCAUCACUUUACUCUGAAAUUCAACAGGUGUUGAAUUUUAUGCCCUGCUCAGGGAUGGCCUUGUUAGCUUGAAAGAAAGAACACAGUGAAACAAAACAUACAGUGUACACAGACAGCAGCCUUACACUCAAAACAAUUUGCACUCUUUGUUUUCUUGUUAGUUUUCAGGUUCGUGGAAACUAACUCUACGGUCAGUCAUACACAAAACUCAUGUUCUCCCUUGUGUUCUGGGGGUUUAUCGGUAGUAUAUUUGCUGUGUGUUAAGAAAAUAUUCCCCAUCAUAGUAAAAAACAAUGCAUCUGUUCCUCCACUUCAGCAUUAAUAUACAGUUGCCAUUAUACUGGGAUAAAUAUGUAUUUCAUUCAGUAGCAGUGUAGCGGUAUACUGUACUAUGUAAAUGUGCACUGGGGGAGGAUCAAGAUUAUACUGGAUUAUACUGCAGUUCUUAUAAAUAUACACAGUUAAAAAAACUUUAGAACCUUUAAAUGGAGGCAGUUAAGUUUCAAAGCAGCUGUUCGUGCUUUUUUUUAGAGCACAGCCAGUAUCUUACACGUUAAAUGGACACAAAGGGCCAUCAGUUGAAACAAUGUUUAUCCCUCUCUCAAGCACAUAGGAAAAAGUACCAAAGGCAAGAGAGAAUGAAAGCUUUCUAUUCAGUCUUGCAGGCCGCCCUUCAUUGAGGCCUCGGUCUAGUGGUUGGCAGUAUCGCAGGUAGAGCCAGGCAGCCUGCUCACUUCCCUUCUCCUGGCUCUGCCUUUUGUAGCCUCUCUGGAGGAAACAGCUGCAUCCUACAAGAAGCUAUUCACAGCCUGCAGGAGGAGUGGUAACAUGCUAUUCCUGAGGAUCCCUCCUUCACCCGUCUCGCUCUACCUGUCCUGUGUGAGUGGCGAAACUCUAAGCAUGCCAAAAUGCACAAGGGGUCAAAUGUAGGCCAGGGUGUUGGACAGAGCCAAGCUGGUCUGUGUCACGGUGAAGCACAGCACAAAUAAAACAGCUAUCUGCAACAAAGAGGCAAGAGAGGACAGGUCCUGAUAAAAAAAAAGGAGAGGUUUAUCAUGAGCUGAGCAGAACAGAACAGGAGACACCCAUUUGCAGAGACCCCCGUCUCCUCCUCCUUCCUUGUGUCCUUCCCUCCCUCUAACUGUGAACAGAAAAAUAGCUGUAAUUAGUGAGUUGAUCCAACCUGUAGGAUAAGAGACGUUUAUGAACAACAGUACUACCUAGGCAAUGCUGACAGUGUGGGUGGGAUGUACCCAUCUCCAUCCUAAGCACAGGGAGAAAUCCUCCACCUACAGCCGGAGAGUCACAUUUCACAAUGUCGAGUACACCUCCAAAUUCACACCGACAAACAGGAGCUCUCAAACAGCUGCUUUCAGACUUCUCUCUCGCAACAAGGGGGCUUUCAAACUAUUGUAAAGACAUUUGAACCAAAAUGAACAUAUCAGCAAAUCACAGUGCUCACCAGCCUCAUGUCGUCCUGCCUGUGAAGUGUAGAUGGCCCAUGAGAAAGCUGUGUUGUGUUUCUAGACAGACAUGCCUCAGUAAGUCAGGCAAAAGGCACAGUAAACCUUCCAUGGAAAUGGGCACCACUAUAAAAACUGCUGCAGCCCCCACCAGUCUGUGUUAUGCCUGCAUUUUCUUUUAUCGUUUCAUCCAUGUAGUGGAUCCUGUCAGAUCCCCUCCAGGCUGUUGUCAUCAUGAAUCGCAUGUACUCGCUUCAUCCUACCAGCUCUCGCUCUGCAGUCCCGUUCUUCACACUAUAUGCAUGUUAACAACUUGGUCCUGAAAGCGUAGAGGGUUUUUUUUGAGGCGGCCUGGCAGGUGUACGUUCAUGAAUGGCAGACAUUGUGCUCCCGGUUCUCCACAGCAGCCGUCUUUCUAAAGUUGUGAAGAAUCUCCUGUGUCACGUCCUCCAGAAAGAAAACAUUCUUUAUUUGGUUAGAAUGCGGUAGUUUUCCCACACCACAAAAAACAACCCCCUGUAAAAUAUUAGAAUUGUUUCCAUGCUGCAAGAAGACAUUGUGAAUGCCACUGAUCAGCAACUCUCAGUGAAAGAUGCCCCGAGGGGCUUCUACAUUUACCAUUCCUGGAAAAAACACCUAGAUUUUCACAAGCAAUCUUUUCAAAUUGCUGUUGAUCAGAUUUUUGUGGUGUUUAU
Molecule: messenger RNA, 3682 nt
Organism: Monopterus albus (swamp eel)
Lineage: Eukaryota; Metazoa; Chordata; Actinopteri; Synbranchiformes; Synbranchidae
Gene: klf13
Product: Kruppel like factor 13
Exons: 2
Coding region: 346-981 (211 amino acids)
Biological process (GO): regulation of transcription by RNA polymerase II
Molecular function (GO): DNA-binding transcription factor activity, RNA polymerase II-specific; RNA polymerase II cis-regulatory region sequence-specific DNA binding
Source: RefSeq, a predicted model, not a curated record